AUGGCGACCGUACCUCCCGGACGUUGGGGCAAGCCUUCCAAUCUCAUAAAGAAAGGCACCACUAUGACAAAAUCCCACCGGUUCGAAUCUUUCUCCCAGCGCAUCGUCAAAUUAAAAAUUGAUCCCAUCCAUCGUGUGCGCCGCAACAGCAUUGGCGAUGACAGUGAUACCGAAUCGGAUUCGUACUUUAGGGCGUCCCUGGAGUACUGGAUGGAACUCAAUCUAUCCGAGAAUUUUACUCAGUUUUCCCAGCGUGUAAAUCGGCUCAGUGAGAGUUUACCACAGAUUCUACAUCAUGAGGAUCGAAUAAUGGGAUUAUUGGCCGAGUACAUAGGGAAAAGGGAUGAAUUGAGCCUGGAACCUCUUCUCAGCCUGGUAGCUCAAUUUAGUCGGGACUUGGGUCAGCGAUUUGAAAGACAUUUCGCGUCAGCUGUCACAUUAAUAGCAUCCGUCGCUGCCACACAUCCAAAUAUCGAGGUGAUAGAAUGGAGUUUUACAUGUCUGGCUUGGAUUUUCAAAUUUCUAUCCCGACUCCUCGUUCCAGACUUACGGCAAUUUUUGGGAAUAAUGUCUCCGUACCUUGGAAAAGAACGCCAAAAGCACUUCGUGACAAGAUUUGCGGCGGAGUCCAUGUCAUUCCUCAUACGGAAGGCCGCCCUUGUUUACUACAAAAAUAAGUCACCUCUUGAAAAAGCUGUUACAUAUCUUUUUGAGGAUCUCGCCAAUACAGAUGGACCACGCCAGAUUUUAAUGUAUCAACAGGGCCUCAUGUCAAUGUUUGCGGAUGCAAUCAAGGGAGUGAAUAGUGCCAUUCAUUCAAAUGGAGCAGACAUCUUACGAUGCCUCAUCAAUGCUUCUGCUGUGCAAAAUGCAACCCAAAGCGCCCUCACAGAGCAGGUUCUUAACGGGAUUGUCAUUAAUUUGGUUCAUCACACAUCUACCGACACUUUUGGCUCAGUUUUUGAUGUGAUCUGUGACCAUGUCGAACAUGCUAAGCCCAAUGGCAACGUUGCAGUGACAAAACUAGAUAUCCGCUUAGUUUUUGUUAGUGUAACUGCACGUAAAGGUUCUAGAAUUAAAAACUGGAAGAGGGUACAUCAAAGCCUCAUCACGCUUCUGGGUCGCGUCAUUGAAUUGCCCAAUACCCCUGUCUAUUCGAUCCAACUGCUAUUAGCCACAGUGGCGGCUGCGGUGCAGACGUCCCCUAUGAAUGAGUUGUUGUCAUUUAUGCGCCCUCUCAUGGAAUCCAUUAGUAAUGAGAAAUUGAGCGAGUACUUCUUGCCAUUCUGCUCGUUAUUCUCCGCAUUCGGAACCGAGCGAUUUCAAACUGUUGUCCUCCCAUACUUUCAGCGGUUCAUCACUUCUCUCUGGAAAGACUACGAAUCUGGUCUUUGCCUGAUAUUACCGAAACUUCAGGCUGCUCGUUGCAUCACAUCUGAACCUAAUAAGCUUGGAUCGGUAGUGUGCCCCAACAAAUGGAAAGAUGCAAUUAUGGAAAGAUUCAUCAAACCAGAUCUCACAGACCAAGAUGUCGCUUUUCUACAUUCAUAUACAAAACUACACGAUGCCAUAUUACUUUCCUCCGAACCUUCAAUUCUUCCACAACUUGUCCAGCACCUCCAUAUUCAACUGAAGGCUGCGAUGGCACCCUCUACCAACCUCCGCGAGAGCCAAAUUACCUUCACCCGAGGCCAAGGAUUUUUAGCAUAUGUCCGUCUUGCUAUCAAAUUAGGCUCACUUGAUCCACGUCUUUGGAAUAAGGUGAUGUUGAAUGGUCCUGAGUGCUCACAUUGUCCGGUUUUCCUCGAAGCAACAUUGGCUUAUAUAUCUGCUUGUCCCAAAAAUGAUCAGGUAUCAGACGAGGGCCUCGAACCAUUUGCCACCGCUCUUAUCGGAAAUCUUUCUGGCCCAUCACAUAAAGUCAGAUUACUCUCCCUCAAGAUUCUACAAACUUUGCUCUCCAGGAUGAACGACAGCGAUAAUACAUACAUAGCGAUAGCGAUUGAAGUUGAACAAAGCGAACUGAGUCUCCAAACGUCAAGGUAUCUAUCGAUGCAAAUCCGCAAGCUUGCUAUCGGUUAUGCGGCAGCGUCAACCCAAAAGUGGCUAGAUCGAAUUAUUCCAAAUUUCUGCUUUGGUCUGCUAUCGAAAAGGCUGGCAUCACUAUGGGAUGAUGCGUGUGAUGCGAUCAAAGCAAUUUGUGAGGUUCAAAAUGGAGAGGCCAUAGUUGCAGAGCUUGCUAUUCGCGGAUUGCGAGAACUCAGUCCCCUUGACAUGAAAAUGGGUGCGCCUGAAGCAGAAUCAGAAGGACCAACCGCUACGUCUGAAUUUGAGUGCUUUAAUGUUUCAAAUAUCGAAAACACCGUGUCGACCUCUUUUAUUGAUGCCCAAAAUUCUGAUCUUUUACUUAUAGAAGACUUUAAGUCUGCUCAUUCAACAUCAGCACAAAGUUUUACCUCCCCGCGAACACAGGCUCUUAAAGUCCUGGGAGCUGUGCCUCAAGUGGCAGAAAAACGAUCCCGGCAAUUCGUUCCCUUAUUCCUAUCAUGGGCAACUCAUGACGAGGAUAUUUCUACUAUCAUCGAAUCAAAUACUUCUGGCCAGCGGCCCGCAGAUGAUAGUCCCUCUUCCCCGUGGAAUAUACGGGACCGGAAAGCCAUGCUCAACAUAUUUGGGCAGUUCAUUAACCCGAGAGUCUUGUACAAAUCGUCUGAGGUACAUGAAGCUUUGCUUGAGCUUCUGUGUAAUGGAGACACGGAAAUUCAAAAAUCCGCCUUAAAAGCUCUCUUUACCUGGAAGUCACCCUCCAUUCAACCUUACGAGACCAACAUAAUGAACAUUGUGGAUGACGCAAGAUUCAGAGAUGAACUGUCAGUAUUCGUAAAUGCUGGCCAGGAGGACAGUACGAUUAAGGAAGAUCACCGUCCUGAUAUUUUCCCUUUAUGGUCGCUCGCGGAGCGCUCCAGGGGCGGACAGGGAACACAAGAGGGGCGCAGAAAAACAAUUUUAAGGAUAAUAUCUCAACUCUCCGAAAAUGACUUCGGCCACUUCGUUAAAAUAUCAUUUGGUCCGCUGGGCGAUGUUCGUGUUCUCGAAUCCGACUCUAAGCAGCGCCAAUAUCUCAAUCAAGAGAUAAUGGGCGUCAGAAAGCAAUAUGGUCUACUAAAAAUGGUGGAAACUAUGUUCAAAACCCUGAAAACAAAAAUGUUUCCCUAUGUCGACCUCUCCAUGAAUGUGAUCUUAUACUGCCUCAUUCGAGCAUGUAGGCAGUUGGUGGACAGCAACUCAGAAGACAACCAGACAUCUCUCAUCCGCAACAUUCGCCAGUCAGGUACUCAUUGUCUCGAUUUGGUAUUCACAGUUUCUUCUGACUCCGAUUGGAAUCCAUAUAUGCCUUUAAUUUUUAGUGAGAUUAUCAGCCCAAGAUUGGAAAAUUUCGCUGUGGAAACAGCGCAAGGCGUGUCAGCCCUGCUACGUCUCUUCCGUACUUGGGCAUCCUAUCCCAAAUCAGCAAUUUACUUUCUCCACGGUGACCAACCCAUAAUUCAACGAAUAGUUGAUUGUGUGGGUGUGGAAUCUGCCCGCGAGGACGUUAAAAUAUUUGUUCUGUGCGAGAUCCUAAAUGGGCUUAUUAAUGUCGCAAAUGGACAGUCAAAAGACCCGGAGAAUUUGCCAGACGCUUCAACAACAGAUAUAGUCCGGUCAAAGGUUUUAGGACCUCAUGUCGAAUACAUGUUAACUCACCUCGAGUCUCUACUCAGAAAACAAUCAAGUCGCCAAUUGAAGAUGGCUGCAAUCGACACGCUAUCAAACCUUGCUCCGUUCGUUCAAUCCUCACAGGAAACCACCAAGCUAAUUAGUACGGCUUCAUUCCUUCUUAAUGAACCCGCAGAUCGAGUUCCUCCAAAAGCUAAAAGUGGGCUCCUGCGUGUCAUGCAGCAUUUCCUACCGCUUUAUGACCCGCGAGAUAACGAAGAUCUCAACAACCGUAUCUUUGAGGUUAUCUCCUCACUAUUCGAUUACUUCAAAGAUAAUCCAAACCGCGAAGUGGCCUCCUCCGUAUUAUUUGCGUUCGCAGACCACGAGACUGAUAUUAAGGAUGUUGCCUUACUUUGUGCGGAUCUCAAUUCUAUUUCUAGCAAAAAACUUGACGAGUUAGAUUUUGACAGGAGGCUUAAGGCAUUUAAUAUUAUCAAUGAGCAAAAGUACAAGGAGUUCACGGCCAGACAAUGGCGCCCAUUAUUGUUCAACCUUCUUUAUCAUGUGAAAGAUCAGGAGGAACUUGCAAUUAGAUCCAGUUCGUCAUUCGGGAUAAAGAGAUUUGUGGAAAGCAUAGUUUCAAAGUUAGACAGCGAUAAUGGGGGUUACUUAAAUUUGGUCGACGGAGUUUUGCUUCCAUCGUUACGCAACGGGGCUAAAUACCCUGUUGAGACGGUCCGGGCAGAAUUCGUUUCCAUCAUGGGCUAUUUCAUAACACGCCACCCGGAACAUCCGACCGUUUGUGACAUGGUUGAUCUAUUAGCCAACGGAGAUGAGGAGGCAUCUUUCUUCAAUAACAUCCUCCAUAUCCAACAACAUCGCCGUCUUCGUGCAUUGCGGCGUCUGGCAAACGAUGCUAGGAAUCGGAAAAUUGGGUCAUCAAAUAUCAGCUCUUUUUUGCUUCCUCUCAUUGAACACUUUGUGUUUGAUCAGGCGGAAGAUGAAAGUGCGCAUAACCUGGCUGCAGAGACAGUUGCAACUAUUGGAGUGCUCUCUGAAGGGCUAGAAUGGAGUCAGUUCAGAGCGAUAUUUCGAAGAUACAAGGGAUACUUGCAGAGUCUCCCAAGGAUGGAGAAGAAUGUCAUACGACUGCUUGGCCAACUGACUGAUGGCUUGUCGCGAGCAAUGGAUACCACGAAAGAGCACUCGGUUGCUGAAGAUGGGCAAAUGGAAGCCGUUGAGCCAGAGUCCGCAGUUCAAGCCUCCCUUUCCAGAACCUUACCUACAGAAACUCGCAUCGGGACGGAGCUGAAAACCAACUUUAUCCCCUUCCUGUCGGAGUUCGUUCACCAAAAGGAUGAAUCGGAAGUCCAUCUCCGCGUACCUGCCGCAGUGAUCGUGGUUAAGCUACUUAAACUUCUGCCUGAGGAAGAUAUGGCACUUUUCCUCCCCUCAGUGCUCCUGGACCUAGCUAAUAUCCUUCGAAGCCGGUCACAGGAUGCUAGAGAUAUGGCUAGGAAAACCCUCGCUGAUAUUGCGCUUAUUCUUGGGCCAUCCUACUUUGAAUAUAUUCUCAAGGAAUUGCGGAGCACAUUAACAAGAGGAUACCAGCUUCAUGUGUUAUCCUUCACGGUCCAUUCCAUUCUAGUGACAACUAGCGAUCACUUCAAGCCCGGUGAGCUGGAUCAGAACCUUGACGCACUUGUAGCCGUGAUAAUGGACGAUAUUUUUGGAGCCGUUGGCCAAGAGAAAGACGCUGAAGAAUAUGUGAGCAAAAUGAAGGAGGUGAAAAGCAGCAAAAGCUAUGAUUCUAUGGAACUCCUUGCGAAGAUUUCGACGAUUCGACAUUUAUCAGCUCUUAUCAAUCCAGUUCAAGCUCUAUUGCGGGAAAAACUUACGACAACAAUUAUCAAAAAGGUCGAUGAAUUGCUCAGAAGAAUUGGAGUCGGUUUGCUACGAAACCCAGGCGCUGAAAGCCGUGAACUCUUAGUGUUAUGCUACGAAGUGAUAAAAGUAUCCUAUAAAACCGAGCCCCAGAAACCUGAAGCUGAUAAGCGGGGGGACAGAGCUCGUUUCAUAGUCAAUUUGCUCAAUCCUAGAAACCGGUUGAACCGAGGAAGCACCUCGUCAUAUACCUACAAGCUGUCUCGGUUUGGACUCGAUGUUCUCCGCAGUGUCUUGAAUAAAUACAAUUCCCUCAUGACUGCUGCCAACCUUGCCGGAUUCCUCCCCAUCAUUGGGGAUGCAUUGCUGCAAAGCUACGAGGAAAUCAAGUUGUCCGCCAUUAGGCUCCUGUCCACAAUCAUCAAAACCCCACUCUCAGAGCUUGAUAAAAACUCCGACGUGUAUCUCGUAGAAGCUAUCAAGAUGAUCAAAGACGCUCCAAGCACAAAUACCGAAGCUGCUCAAGCCGCACUAAAACUUAUCUCCUCGAUCAUACGCGAACGGCGAACCACGAAGCUCAAAGACUCACACCUAGGCUAUUUAUUGAAGAGGAUAGCUGCUGAUAUCGAGGAGCCUGACCGCCAGGGUGUUGCCUUUAACUUCAUUCGAGCGGUCAUGUCUCGCAAAUUUAUUAUCCCAGAAAUGUAUGAGCUUGUAGACAAUGUUGCUGCGAUGAUGGUAACAAACCAUACGCGGAGCGCCCGUGAUCUCGCUAGGGGUGUCUUUAUACAUUUCAUGAUUGAAUACCCUCAGGCUAAAAGCAGGUGGGCAAAGCAGCUUGGAUUUCUCGCAAAAAACCUUGACUAUCAGCAUAAAGAAGGCCGUCAGUCAGUAAUGGAAGCAAUUCACCUUCUGCUCUCUAAGUCCAAUGGUGAUCCUGCGCAGGAUAUUGUUGGCACACUGUUUGUGCCUGUGGUAAUGGUUAUGUCUAAUGAUGAUGCUGUCGAGUGUCGGGAGAUGGCAGGUGUGCUCCUGGGCAAUCUCUACAGUCGUGCUGAUUCCAAGCAUCUGACGUCUAUGCUCAACCCUGUUCGAUCCUGGCUCGAACAAACACAAAAUCCAUUACUCACGAUCACUGGAUUACAAGCAAUACGGAUUUUCUUUGAAUCUGAACAAAACAACAAGGAAAAAGAAGUGCGCUUUGUUACGGGACUACUACCUAGUAUCAUCGCUCCCGCCGUGGAAAAGAGAGAUGCAGAAGAAUGGGAAGUUCUCUAUCACUCUCUACAACUCUUCACUAAGCUAUGUCAACUCUUUCCAGCCAUUGCGUUGACCGCGGAUUGCGCGAAUAUCUGGUCUCAUAUCUGCGAAAGCCUCUUCUACCCACAUGCUUGGAUAAAAUCUUGCGCGGCUAAUUUGAUCGGAAUUUGGUUUGCUGACGAAGCGAAGGGAAACUUCCCCAAUAGUUAUGGUUCUGUUCCUGUCGUAGGGGCUUCUGGCCUCAAGCUGGAGGGUUACACGAUGUUAGAUAUUACCAGAGCCAGUUUGCUAUGUCUGAAAGCAGCUACUAUCUCUGAAGACCUAGCAACCCAGACUAUCCGAAACCUAGUAUUCCUUGGACGUUGCUUCGGACAAAAUAAUCUGAAGUUCUCACAGAAGACAACAGAUAAUCUGGCAGGCGACGUUAGCGAAGAUAGCGAUGGCGAAAACAAUUUAGAAGCCGUUGUUGUCAACCACGCCAAGAAAAGCAAGCCAGCAAUUGAAUACGUCUUCGAACGCGUAGCUGCCAUCCUUCGACGGGAGCCUCAAACCACCCGAGCGGAAUCUUUAAUUAGUAAAACGGCUUGCAUGAAACUUAUCGCGGCUCUUUGUACCCAUCUUGAUAUAUCUCAAAUAACGCCAUCCCUACAGACAAUUCUCCUUCCACUACUUCACUUCACUGACCCAUCGAUCCCUGCACCCCGCUCCCUCGAUAUGCAGUUCCAAACCACCUAUAAGUCCCUCGUGGCCAGCAGCCAGGAGAUUCUUGAUAUGCUGCAGAAAAAAUUGGGUACGACUGACUUUGUGGUACAAAUAGCUGUUGCCCGUGAAAGCGUCAAGUCUAGGCGGGAGGGUAGAAGGGUGAAGAGGCGCAUCGAAGCUGUAGCUGAUCCUGAGAAGUUUGGUCGAGAAAAAAAACGGAAGAAUGACCGAAAACGGGAGAAGAGGAAGGAAAGGGGAACGGAAUAUCAAGAAAGGAGACGUGGCUGGUAA
Molecule: messenger RNA, 7836 nt
Organism: Paracoccidioides lutzii Pb01
Exons: 3
Coding region: 1-7836 (2611 amino acids)
Cellular component (GO): small-subunit processome; 90S preribosome; nucleolus
Source: RefSeq, a predicted model, not a curated record